UCUAUGCAAGUACCCUAUUUGUGCCGAUGUGUCCAAAUACGAGAAAUUGACCAAGAUGAUACAGGGUACGUUCGGUGAGGUAUUGAAAGCCCGGGACAGACACACGGGUCGAGUGGUGGCAUUGAAACGGGUGCUGACGGACAACGACGAGAGGCAAGGCUUCCCACUCGCGUCGUGUCGUGAGAUCAAAAUACUUGAGCCCUUGAACCACAAGAAUAUCUCGGUCAACACUACGGCCGCUCCUCAGACCACCCGUUCGGUGCGGCCACUUUUUAUUUGGUGCUGGAGUUCUGUGAGCACGACUUGCGCCGAACUACUGGCCAACCGUACGGUCCGUUUCUCGAUGGGAGAGAUCAAGAAAGUGAUGCAACAGCUGUUGAACGCCUUGUUUUCCAUACACUCGCAGAAGAUAUUGCAUCGAGACAUGAAAGCGGCCAACAUUUUGAUCACCAAAAACGUGGUCUUAAAACUGGCCGACUUUGGACUCGCCCGAGCUAUCAGCUCAUGUAAUACAAACAAAAGCUACACCAAUAAAGUGGUCACUCUA
Molecule: messenger RNA, 547 nt
Organism: Medioppia subpectinata
Lineage: Eukaryota; Metazoa; Arthropoda; Arachnida; Sarcoptiformes; Oppiidae
Source: the annotation of a GenBank genome assembly